Molecule: messenger RNA, 1326 nt
Organism: Cololabis saira (Pacific saury)
Lineage: Eukaryota; Metazoa; Chordata; Actinopteri; Beloniformes; Belonidae
Product: sialoadhesin
Exons: 11
Coding region: 1-1326 (441 amino acids)
Source: RefSeq, a predicted model, not a curated record
AUGUAUGGGUUUGGAGAGACAGUGUUCGUAGGCUGCCGGGCCAGCGGAUGUGCUGCUCCAGGGAGGAACCUUGCACUCUACAGGAACGGACUGAACCUCGGCUCCUAUGAGAAAUGGAUGAUUAUCAACCGCUUUGACCAGCAGCAUACGGGAGCUUAUUCCUGCCGACCAAUCCCACCACAGAACGUACUCUCACCACCCCUGUCUGUGAGUCUGGGACAUGCUCCUCGCUUCACUUCCAUCGCUGUCUACCCUGUGGGAGAGGCGUCGGAGGGGGGGUCUGUAACUCUGACCUGCAGCAGCGAUGCAGCUCCACCUGUCGAGAGCUAUGCAUGGUUCAAAGACAUGGAGAGCGGCAGCAUCCCAGACAGCUUCAGCCCUCAGCUCCACUUGACCUACCUCAAGUGCACAGACAGAGGGGAGUAUUACUGUGUCGCACGCAACUCACUGGGAACACAUCGCUCCAGAUCCAUUCUGCUCAAUGUCACAUACUCACCAAAGGAGACACGUGUGUGGAUGAGACCUCAGAGAGACAUCAGGGAAGGCGUUCCCGUGAACCUGAGCUGCAUCAGCCACUCCUACCCUCCUCCCAGCAGGUAUGCUUGGUUUCGUAUCCUAGGUGACCAGGUGACGGCUGAAGGUCAUGUUCAGAGUCUGAGUAUCGCAUCCGUGCGCGCUCAGCACGCCGGUCAGUACUACUGCAUAGCAUCCAACCGAUUAGGAUCCCAGACCUCCCCCGUCGCUACGCUCGCAGUCCUCUAUCCUCCGAAGAACACGUCCAUUCUGGCCCGUCCCUCCAGCGUGGUGGAUGCGGGCCGACCCCUGACGCUGACCUGCAGCAGUCAGGCCAACCCAGCGGUGGACAACUUCACCUGGCACCGUUUAGCUCUGGAUGGGGGCUCUGUACAAUCGUGGGGAACCAAGUCUGGUCCUGUCUUUACCUUCUCAGAGGUUGGCCCCGGUGAGAGCGGCCAGUAUUAUUGCGAGGCCAGGAAUCGAAUCGGAGCCCACAACUCUCCGGUUCUCACCGUCAGAGUCAGAGGCCGUCUGAAAGUCAUCGCCCUGGCCUCAGCAGUGGGCGUGUCUGCCGGACUCAUCACUCUCACCGUGGCAAUUAUGAUCAGUAAGAACAUGCACAGGGUUGACAUGGAGUCAGGAGAAGAUGCAAGCAAGGGCCGAUCAGUGACAGCUGACACCAUGCCCUAUGAGUCAGCCGAACAAACCUUCUCCGUUAGGAAGGGCAAGAUGUCCGACAUACCGGUGAGAAUCAGCUCAGUGGAACCACGGGUUUAUGUAACCAGUGAAAAAACGCAAUGCAAUUUUUGA